Aegilops tauschii subsp. strangulata is the source of this 1440-nucleotide messenger RNA. NCBI's taxonomy places the organism in Eukaryota, Viridiplantae, Streptophyta, Magnoliopsida, Poales, Poaceae. The record is from RefSeq and is a predicted model, not a curated record.
AUGGGGGAGAGUGGAGAAAGCGUCGGCGGUGGCGGCUGCGGCGGCACCAACGGCGACGAGGGAAGCUCCUGUGGUGGAUCUGCACCAACGGCGACAAGCGGGGGCGGAUCUGCACGGCAAAUUCCCCCAGGGAUGGAUCCAGCUACAGCGUUCUUUCUUUCAGUUAGAAUGGAGACCACUGUUCUAGUUUCUGCUGGUACAAAAGGAAAAGAUUGUGGAUUCACAUUUCCUUUAGUUGUGGACAUCACUAGUUCAUAUACUAAUUUUAGGGCUGCAAUUUGUGCCAAGUAUCCAUGGGGCUUGUUUGAUUCUGUGGAGAUCAGAUAUUGGGAUAUUAUACAAAGAACUAGAGGUCAGAGAUGUGUGAACACAUCUAGUUCCAGGCCAUCUGCAUCCAGAACUAGGGCUAGUAGUAGAACACCAAGUGCUCCUAGAACACCAAGUGCUUAUGCAACUGCAAGUGUCAAUGAAAGCCAAGAACACCAAAAGAAGGCACUUGAUCCUGUUGUGGAGGAGGCAUUGGCUGAUGCACCUGGUGUGGAGGAUGAGGUUCUAUAUCCUGGAUAUGUCCAGCACAAUAAUGAUGGAGACGCAACAGAUAAAGAGUACAUUCCUGCAGAAUUUUCAGAUGCAGAUGAUGAUGAGAAGCAAGAGGAUGUUGAGAUGGGAGUUUUUGAAGAUGCAGAAGAGGACAAACCUGUAAAGAUGUAUGACAGGGAAAAUCCAUGUAUUGAUGAAGGUGUGGUCUUCCCUAGUGCAGUUGACUGCAGAAAUGCAGUUUCAAGCUUCUCAAUCAAGUCUGAAACUGAGUUCCUUACUCUGAAAAGUGAUCCAACAAGGUUUACUAUUAAAGUCAACCCAUAUCAGCAUACAUGUCCUAGUGUGAAUAGAUCUCAGAGCUUGAGAGCUGCAAAAAGAAGAUGGAUAGCAGAUGCUUCUAUGGCAUGGAUCAGAGCAAAUCCAGGAAUUGGUCGUAAGGAAAUUCAGAGCAGGUUGUUAGAGAAAUAUGGUGUGGAGGUGCCAUAUGACAGAUGCUACCAUGCUGAAGUAGAGAGGACAUCACCAGGCAGUAUUGUGGACAUUGACAAGCACAUAGUUGAGUACAAGAUAAAUAACAAGAAGGUCUACAAGGAGUGCUUUAGAAGGGUGUUUGUGUGCUUCAAAGCAUGUCAAAAGGGUUUUCUGGAGGGGUGUAGGCCAUACCUAGCUAUAGAUGCUACUGCACUGACUGGUAGGUUUAGAGGGCAACUUGUGGCAGCAUGUGCUCUAGAUGGACACAACUGGUUGUUUCCUGUUGCAUAUGGUGUUCUGGAAGUGGAGUCAAUUGAGAGUUGGACUUGGUUUUUUAGAAACCUAAAGAAAGUAAUAGGUCAUCCAGAAGGUUUAGUGAUACAUAUUGAUGCUUGCAAGGGAUUGGAAAGUGCUGUUGAGGAUGUUUAG